CGCUCUAGUUUGGCACAAUGCUGGCCCGGUUUUGCCUUUUGGUGAUAUUUCUUCGUCUGCAAUUUGGACUGGCCAAGAACAACUAUGACAUUGCAAUCAAGUCACUGAGCUGCAAAAUUAUAGCCAAGACAUAUGUCAACAACUUUGAUUGUAUACUUGUGCGACAAAGGACGGCCGUGGUAGCGGUCAAAUUUAGUUUAAAUCAAACCAUCGAGCACUUCGACGUACACGGCACAUUUGACUUUCUGAAAAAGGAUAAAAACCGCAUGAAUAUAGCCGACAUGAAGAUGGACGGAUGCAAGUACCUGGGAUCGAUGUACCAAAACAACAUCGUUGGCAAAUUGUUCAAAAGGCUCAAGUCCGUCAGCAAUUUGCCAGCCAACUGUCCUGUUUUGAAGGGAAAGCUGUACGAGAUCCGCAACUACACAUUCAUUUCGGACGAAUUCCCGCCAGGAGCUCCGCAGGCCAAAUGGCAAGUGCGACUGAAAAUGCUGAAGAGCUCCGAACUGGUGGCGGACGUAUCAAUUGAGGGCGCUGUGGUCUAUAAUACGUGAUGUUGAUGCAUAAUGGAUGCGACUAAAUGCGAAUUCUCCACAACCAUAACCGCUUGCUG
Messenger RNA from Drosophila erecta, 613 nucleotides. RefSeq lists its product as uncharacterized. Lineage: Eukaryota; Metazoa; Arthropoda; Insecta; Diptera; Drosophilidae. The transcript is spliced from 3 exons. The coding region runs from base 18 to 554 and encodes 178 amino acids. The record is from RefSeq and is a predicted model, not a curated record.